This is a messenger RNA of Rhizoctonia solani, 504 nucleotides long. RefSeq names its product translationally-controlled tumor protein. The transcript has 6 exons. The record is from RefSeq and is a predicted model, not a curated record. Gene Ontology annotation, molecular function: calcium ion binding. The coding region runs from base 1 to 504 and encodes 167 amino acids. NCBI's taxonomy places the organism in Eukaryota, Fungi, Basidiomycota, Agaricomycetes, Cantharellales, Ceratobasidiaceae. Gene Ontology annotation, cellular component: cytoplasm.
AUGUUGCUCUUCAAAGAUGUUCUUAGCGGCGAUGAAAUUAUAUCGGAUGCCUACAAACUGAAAGAAGUCGACGAUGUCGUCUAUGAGGUGGAUUGUUCUAUGAUCGUCGUCAAAGAUGGCGAUAUUAAUAUUGGUGCCAACCCUUCGGCUGAAGAACAAGAAGAAGCUUUAGAGGACGGCGCCAAGCAGGUUAACAACGUUGUUUAUUCGUUCAAACUCCAGUCAACUAGUUUUGACAAGAAGUCUUAUUUGACUUACCUCAAGGGUUACAUGAAAGCCGUAAAAGCAUAUCUUUCUACAGCAAAACCAGAUCGAGUAGAAGCUUUUGAAAAGGGUGCUCAGGCUUACGCCAAAAAAAUUGUUGCGAACUUCAAGAAUUUUGAGUUUUACACCGGCGAGUCCAUGAAUGCUGAUGGCCUAGUUCUCCUCUUGAAUUACCGCGAGGAUGGGAUUACGCCCUACUUCGUUAUCUGGAAGGAUGGAUUGAAGGAGGAAAAGCUUUAA